Cherax quadricarinatus is the source of this 1968-nucleotide messenger RNA. The record is from RefSeq and is a predicted model, not a curated record. Lineage: Eukaryota; Metazoa; Arthropoda; Malacostraca; Decapoda; Parastacidae.
GUAUUCAGCGGGCACUAAGAAAAAUCUUAAGAUACGUGAGAGUUAGUUAGUGAUGGUGAGAGGCGGCGCCGGGGCCGUGAAGGUUAGUUAGUAGUAAACAUGGCGUCACGAUCGACAGGCGGAGGUACCGUCCUAGCCUCGGGAAUUAGAACCCGAGAACGGAAGGAGCGAAAGUUGUACAGCGAUGACUGGGCUCUUGGAGAUGAGGAAAUUGAAGGUCACCACACAUUUGACCUUGACCAAAAGAUAAAAUCAGAGGAGUUUAAUUUGUGUUUUGUUAAAGAUAUGACAGAUAUAGAGUAUAAUCUUGCACAUGUACAGGAGAAUGGAUUUAAUUGGCCAUUGCUGUUCAAAGAUAAGGCAGUACUAGGCAUCGUAAUACCAAAUGCAGAUUUCACAAUCAAUGAUGUCCGACUAUGUGUUGGGUCACGCAGGAUGCUUGAUGUGAUGGAUGUCAAUACACAGAAAAAUGUAGAAAUGACUAUGAAAGACUGGCAACGGUAUUUUGAGAGCCAGGACAAGGACAAGUUACUCAAUGUCAUAUCCUUAGAAUUUUCUCAUACAAAAUUGGAGUCAUUAAUUCAGGCACCAACUGUGGUACGUCAGAUAGACUGGGUGGAACGAGUAUGGCCACGACACUUAAAGGAGGCUCAGACAGAAGCCACUAAUGUACUAGAAGAUAUGAUGUACCCCAAAGUUCAGAAAUAUUGCCUCAUGUCUGUCAGAGGUUGUUACACAGAUUUCCACAUUGAUUUUGGUGGAACAUCAGUGUGGUAUCACAUACUUCGAGGAAAGAAGAUUUUUUGGUUAAUCCCUCCAACAGAACGCAAUCUACAACUGUAUGAGCAGUGGGUCUUGUCAGGCAAGCAAAGUGAUAUAUUCUUCGGGGAUACAGUGGAUAAAUGUGCUCGUAUAGAGCUGUAUCAGGGCAACACUUUCUUUAUACCCACUGGUUGGAUUCAUGCUGUGUACACUCCUGAAGACUCAUUAGUGUUUGGCGGUAACUUUCUGCAUAGUUUUGGCAUUGAGAAACAGCUCAGAGUUGCCCAGGUGGAAGAUGCAACACAUGUACCAUCAAAAUUUCGAUAUCCUUUCUUCACUGAGAUGCUUUGGUAUGUGCUAGAGCGUUAUGUACAUGUUCUGCUGGGGCGAACACAUCUUUCGUUGCCUCCUGAUGAACAAGAAAAGUACUUAAAAUAUUUAGCCAGUAAAAUGAAGGCCAAUAACAACAACCAGCUGAAUGAGGAAGGGAAAGAGGGAGAACCUAAAUUAGAUAUACAUAUGACGAUACCACCAGAUAAACACAUCCACCUGACUCAGUAUGAACUUCAUGGCCUGAAAGCCAUUGUUAUGUACCUUCAUGCUCUCCCCAAUAGUAAGAAGUGUGUGCCAGAACUCAUAACUGAUCCCAUAGCACUGAUCAGAGAUGUUCGCACAGUGGUUGAGAAGCAUAGAUAUGACAAGUCGGAUCUUGCCAAGACUUCCACGCCAGUCCUAGAGUGGUGGACAAGGGAACCCACAAAAUUUGGAGUUAAACGGCCUUUGGGAGAAAAUACUGGAGGUGGAAUAAAGAGAAGACGUAGGAAUUCUGACGAAAAUAGAAUUGUUGGAUUACCUCCCAAUGCUGCAAAAGUCCGGCACAGAAGAGUUAGAUGUAAAUUAUGUGAAUCUUGUCUACGUGAAGACUGCAAAAAAUGUGGGUUCUGUCUAGAUAUGGUAAAAUAUGGAGGCCCAGGUACCAUGAAGCAAACUUGUAAAAUGAAAAAAUGUUCACAGCCCAUACUUCCUGCUGCUGCGGUCUGUUAUGAAUGCCAGCUAGAUGGCUGGGAACGAGUAUCAAGUACACCAACACAAAAACCCCCUGCAAACAUACCAAGCAGUCUCUUUGAAUGCUGUGUCUGUUUCAAAAUCUCCCAUCUUAAAUGUAUCAGUAACAAAGUAAGUACACUUUAAUGUUUUCACACAUAU